Molecule: messenger RNA, 915 nt
Organism: Rotaria socialis
Lineage: Eukaryota; Metazoa; Rotifera; Eurotatoria; Philodinida; Philodinidae
Source: the annotation of a GenBank genome assembly
AUGGCUUGUUCGACGGAUCAACAUUCAAAUGCUCGGUUUCUCGACCUCAAUGAAGAGCCACACCAAGUUCUGUUGCCGAUUCGUGGCUAUGCCAAGGAGCCAUUGUUGCCACUCGAAGAUGCAAUUGAGCCAAUUAAUGAACUGCUCAGUGAUCUUGAUAUGAUGGUGGAUACGGCCAAACGCAACUCGAAAAAGCCGGCAGAUGGACUAAGUCCCAACGAAUCAGCUGCCAUUCACCUUUACACAAUGCAAUGGGAAGAGCCAAAUGUAAGUCUUUUUACUAUGCUCAAUAAGAUACUGCGCUCUAAACGACGAGAACCGCUCAGACCAUGGUUUCGUUAUCUGAAGUUAGUUCUCACUGCAUUAUUCAAACUCCCGUCAUUGAAAGCGACAAUCUGGAGGGGAGUUCAGGGCAAUUUAAGUGAUCAAUAUGAUGAUGAUCAAGUUUGGUGGGGAUUUAGCUCAUGCACAGAAAGUUUGAAUGUGACAGAGCAAUUCGUUGGCAAGUCAGGUGUGCGAACGUUAUUCACCAUUGAAUGUAUUAACGGCAAAGCUAUUCGAGCCCAUUCACAUUACAAAGAAGAAAGUGAAAUUCUUCUAUUGCCUGGUACUUACUUUCGUGUUGUGGGUAAAUCAAAUCCAGCUAAGGAUUUAUACAUAAUUCAUUUGCGUGAAACACCUGCACCACGUCAAUACCUUGAACCACCUUUUACAUCAACAUCAUCGGACUCAUUCGUUACUACAGGACCAGCAACAUCAACACCAACACCAACACCAAUAAAGAAACCAAUUUCAAAUGUAGAAACUUUGCCAAGUUCUGCUGCUGCUGCUGCUACUGCUACUGCUGCAUCACCCAUCCAGACAAAGAAAUAUCAAGAAUUCGCCCCACCCGGCUCGAAGAAAGAAUUGCUUUAG